Pimephales promelas (fathead minnow) is the source of this 1997-nucleotide messenger RNA. Lineage: Eukaryota; Metazoa; Chordata; Actinopteri; Cypriniformes; Leuciscidae. The record is from RefSeq and is a predicted model, not a curated record.
CUCAACUCUGGUUCGUGGCUGGUCUUCAUGCGAGUGGUCCGUUACUCCAAGCCCGACGCCCCCUUACUGAGUGGAGCGUUUGUGUUUCUGGCACUUGCAGUCAUAUGUGAUAUGUGCAUCCCAUAUUACACGGGAAAAGUCAUAGACAUCCUGGAAGAACAUUACCAUCCAAACAGCUUCAUGUCAGCCAUCUUAAUCAUGGGUCUUCUCUCACUGGGCAGCUCUUUGUCCUCUGGGUUGCGUGGAGGUCUCUUCAUGUGCACUUUGUCCAGACUGAAUAAGAGAGUUCGUCUUAUGCUCUUUAAUUCUUUGGUCAAACAGGAGAUAGGAUUUUUUGAAGAUAAAAAGACAGGGGAUUUGACAUCACGUCUGUCUGUCAACACCAAGUUAAUGAGCCAAUCAGUGGCAAUGAAUGUGAACAUCCUUCUGCGCAGCUUAAUUAAAAGUGUUGGCAUCCUGUAUCUGAUGGUCAGCCUGUCCUGGAAACUCACGCUGGUCACUUUCAUCGAAGCCCCGCUGAUUGCCAUCACGCAAAAGAUUUACAACACACACUAUGAGCAAUUAUCAAAAGAAGUUCAGGACUCGGUGGCCAGAGCCAAUGAGACAGCAGGAGAAGCGGUUGCCGGGGUGAGAACUGUACGCAGUUUCUGCAUGGAACCCAGUGAAGCCCGUCGUUAUGACGACCGAUUGACUGACACUCACAAUCUGAAGACUCGACGAGAUACAGUGAGGGCCAUCUACCUAUUAGUGCGACGGAUGGCAAUUGAAAUUGGAAUUAGAAUAUCUGAGAAGUGCUGUAAUCAGUCUCUUGUCUACAUGUAUUCUAACAUGCUAAACUCCGUGGGUGCGGCUGCUAAAGUUUUUGAGUACCUGGACAGAAAGCCACUGGUGGGCAUUGAUGGAAGUCUUCAUCCUGAAACCUUGACUGGCAAAGUCCACUUCAACAACCUCACCUUCUUCUACCCAAAUCGACCUGAUCAACCAGCCCUCAAGAACUUCUCUCUGGAGUUGAAGCCGGGUCAGAUGACGGUUCUGGUUCUGAAAGGCCUUAGGUUAGCAAGGUUAGCUAAACUUUUUUGACCCUGCCUCUUAAAAGAAUCGGAAUCGAGAAUCGAACCGGAAUCGAAACAAGGAAUCGCAAUCGGAAUCAGAAUCGUUCAAAUUCAAACGAUACCCAACCCUAGUCAGGACCCUGUGCUUUUUUCUGGCUCCAUCAGGGACAACAUAGCUUACGGUCUGACUGAUUGUGAUCAGAAAAAGGUAGAGGAUGCAGCCAAAGAUGCCAAUGCCCAUGAUUUCAUCAGUCGACUAGAAAAGAGAUAUGACACAGAUGUUGGAGAGCGUGGUUGUCUUCUCUCUGGGGGUCAGAAGCAGCGCAUUGCUAUCGCCAGAGCUCUAAUCAGACAACCUCAGGUGCUCAUACUGGAUGAGGUCACCAGCAGCCUGGACACUGAGAGCGAACGCAUGGUUCAGGAUGCUCUGGCCCGUCAUCCCAACCAGACCUUGCUAGUGAUUGCACAUAGGCUGAAAACAAUUGAAAGGGCAGACCAGAUCAUUCUGAUUGACAAAGGGGAGGUUGUGGAGCAAGGGACACACCAGGAACUGAUGGAGAAGAAAGGCAGUUACUAUAAACUGAGAGAGAGGCUCUUCACUGAAGAAAAAGAAGUAGACGAGGAGGAGGUCAAACACGAAUGACUUGCUUAUUAUAAGCUUUUACAAAGAAUACAUUAAUAUUUAUAAUAACAGGCAGCAAAUUCACAAUGAAACAGAGUUCGUUUCCUUUUAAAAUAGCAUUGCAUUCAUUAAACAUUUAACUUUUCGUUAGCUAACCGUUUGUAUUUUUUCCACUUUGAAUAAACUUUCAACGUUAAACAUUGUCAAUUAAUGCACUCUUGUUUGACAGUCUUAGAAAACAGCAAAAGCAGUGAAAUAUAAAAUUGAUUUGGAUAUUGUUAAGAUACUACUUACUGUGUGAAUAUACACCUUUAUUUGUGUUU